Messenger RNA from Cajanus cajan (pigeon pea), 1668 nucleotides. RefSeq lists its product as uncharacterized. Lineage: Eukaryota; Viridiplantae; Streptophyta; Magnoliopsida; Fabales; Fabaceae. The record is from RefSeq and is a predicted model, not a curated record.
UUGGAUGGAGUAAAAUUGGUGGUUAUAUAAAAAUAAUAAGCGGUUGGGGUGAAAAAGGAAAAGGGAUAAAGAGUUGUGUACAUGUUUGACGUUUGCAAUUGAGGUGCAUGCAUGGUUUGGCACGCCAUUGAUGAGGAAACUGUGUCCGAAUUUCGAGAAGGUGGAUGGGUUGGAGACGGUGCUGGAGGUGCCCAUUCCGGAGGACAUGUGGACGAGCAUCGGCAGCAGCGGCUCCAACCGCUGGCAGAACCUCCGCGCCCUCAUGAGAGCUCAGCACAAGUCCUUACCCUCUCAAUCCCAUCUCUCCGCUUCCACCAACAACGAAUUCCUCGCUUUGCUCAAGCUCGUUGGCUGCCCCUUCAUCCCUCUCCAGGUCCAAUCCGAUCACACCUUAACUCGCCCCUUCCAAGGUUCUUCCAUCGAAGCUUCCAGUGCCAAAUAUAUAGUGCAGCAGUACAUAGCUGCGAUUGGAGGAGUGGGCGCAAUGGAUUCCUUGAAAAGCAUGUAUGCGGUGGGACAAGUCAGAAUGUCUGGCUCCGAGAUGCGUCAAGGGGGUGAAACCGUUAAACCAAUAGGCAGGGCUGAAGUAGGGGGUUUUGUCUUGUGGCAAAAGAACCCAAAUUUGUGGCACUUUGAAUUGGUUGUCUCUGGUUUCAAGGUUAGUGCAGGGAGUGAUGGCAAGGUCGCAUGGAACCAAUCUUCUUCUCAACUUAGUCAUGCCAACCAAGGCCCCCCUAGACCCCUUCGCCGCUUCUUUCAGGGGCUGGAUCCAAGGUGUACAGCUAACUUGUUCAUAGACGCUGUAUGUGUAGGAGAGAAAACCAUCAACAAUGAAGAUUGUUUUUUACUCAAGUUAGACACAGCACAUGACAUCCUCGAAGCCCAAAACACUUCCCACACUGAAAUUAUAAGACACACGGUGUGGGGAUACUUUAGCCAGCGCACAGGGCUACUUAUCAAAUUCGAGGAUACCAAGUUGGUAAGAAUGAAACCUGCCAAGGGAAACGAUUCUGUUUUCUGGGAAACUAGCAUGGAAUCUGUGAUUGAGGACUAUAGGUAUGUGAAUGGCAUUAACAUAGCGCAUGGUGGCAAAACAGUGGCCAUCUUAUAUAGGUAUGGUAUGGCGCAUAAUCACCAGCGGAGAAUUGAGGAAACAUGGAGGAUCGAAGAGAUUGAUUUUAACAUUUGUGGCUUGUCCAUGGAUUGCUUUUUGCCUCCCUCUGAUCUCAAGAGGGAACAGCAUGGUCUAGAGCAAGUAGGGUAGUUGGAAUGAGUUAGGAUCUUCCUUUCUUUGUUGUUGUACCUAUUACAUAGACAAGCAUAUAGCUGAAUGUGUAGAGCAAGUAGUGCAAGAAAAUUUGUUGGUGUACCUAUUGCAUAGACUAGCGUAGAAGAAUGCAAAAAGUCUGUAGUUUAGUUAAAUUUAGGGACACAAUCAGUACAUAAAAAUUUGAAUUCCCUCACAUUUUUCACCUAAAAAGUUUGGCCACAGACAACGGGGCAUGGCUCCAAGUACUUUUUUCAAUUGUUUCAUUGAAAUCAUGGAUCAGUUUAAGUGGGAUUUACUCGUUGGUGUGGUUUUUUACUCAAACGGUGAAAGUCAUCGUUUCUCUUGAUCCUUUUGUGCUAAUAACAUGGGUAGGGAGUUAAUGACUCACUUAUAUUAAC